AUGGUUAUUAAGAUUCGGUAUUAUUAUCGCACUUUAUAUCUGAUUGGAUUGGCAUUGGUGGUGGGAGGUGCCUGGGCAGUAUUCAACAUUCCCUCCUUCAUGCAGGCUCUGGCUUUUGCCUUCGAUGCCGAGGUCAGUGGGAGCGAACUCUAUCAAAACGCCAAGUUGACACAGGCUGUCGCAUAUUUGUGCAUUGGUCUGGGCAUCUUCAUUUUUCUCGUAGCCUUCUUCGGCUGCUGUGGAGUUGUCACAGACAGCUGCUGUCUCCUCAUUACCUACGCUGUUGUGGUCAGUCUCCUUUUCCUAACCAAAGUGAUCUGCAUUCUGGUAUUUCUUCUUCUUGGCGAGAAGAUUUCACCCAUGGUAUUCGACAAAGUUCAAGAGAGCUUUUCUGCAAACUACAAAGGAUAUUUGGGUCUUGGUAUUCAGAAUGAAUCGAUAUCUUACUCACAGGCAGCUGAUACCAUUAUGCUAAAUUUUGCAUGUUGCGGUGUGUAUGGGGCAGAUGAUUUCAAGAGCGUCAAAACCUCGAAAUUGUGGCACGAAGAGGGCCGGGUUUACAAGUUGCCGGAGGGACAAAAUGUGACAGGAGAUGAAGUAGGACUGCCUGUCGCUUGCUGUCAAUUUAAAGAUAUCAAUUUCUCAAUGAACGGGAAAUAA
Messenger RNA from Rodentolepis nana, 660 nucleotides. NCBI's taxonomy places the organism in Eukaryota, Metazoa, Platyhelminthes, Cestoda, Cyclophyllidea, Hymenolepididae. The record is from the annotation of a GenBank genome assembly.